Gossypium raimondii (Peruvian cotton) is the source of this 1534-nucleotide messenger RNA. RefSeq names its product protein SODIUM POTASSIUM ROOT DEFECTIVE 1. Lineage: Eukaryota; Viridiplantae; Streptophyta; Magnoliopsida; Malvales; Malvaceae. The record is from RefSeq and is a predicted model, not a curated record. Gene Ontology annotation, molecular function: nucleic acid binding; zinc ion binding. The transcript is spliced from 5 exons. Bases 1 to 1311 code for a protein of 436 amino acids.
AUGAGUAGAUCAUUUCAGUCUACAUCCAAGAGGCCUAAAGACUUUUCUACUAGAAUGAAUUUUUCGGUCGGGUAUCCUAGCCGAAAAAUAGGUAGAGGAUUUGUGGUUUCAAGAGCUCAGACUAUUACAGUUGCAAGUGUGGGUAGUACUCGACCAUCUAGACCAGAGUGUGCUCAAUGUGGUAGACGUCAUCUCAGUGAGUGCCGAGCAAAUGAAAAUGCUUGUUUUAGAUGUGGUGUAGUAGAUCAUUUUAUUCAGGAUUGUCCUGAAAUAGUUAAAAGAGAAGCAAUAUUGAGUGCAAGAUUGGGAAAUGCUCCUACUAGAGGCAGAUCACAAAGGAACCCGAGAGUUGGAGCAGAGCUUAAGGAAAAUCAGAUUUACAGGGUUGAUCUAGUCAAAGAAAUAGAACAGAAAGUAAAAGUCAUUAGAGAUUGCCUGAAAGCAGCUUUAGAUAGACAGAAGUCCUAUACAGGUUUGAAAAGAAAAGAGAUUGAGUUCCAAGUUGGUGAUAGGUUUAUCUUCGAGAGGUAUCAAUACCCAAACUCAAAGGGGAAAAGAGAGAGAGAGAGAGAGAGGAAAGGAAUGAAUAUCUUAUACGCAUCCCAGGUUACAACAUCCAUAUGUUUAAGCAUGGAUGAAGCAGUCUCAUCCUCUUGUUCCUCAGCAGUUCAGCUCGGCGGUCGAGCCAUCGAUCGCCAUAAUCCCAUCAUUAGGGACGCUAAAAGGUUCAACACAAAUCCUUCACCUUACAAUCAACUACGGAAGAAUGGAAAUGGGUCUUCAGGCAAGUCAAAAAGUAAGGAUCAUAAAAAGAAGAGCUGGACUAAGAAAAGUUCAUUGAAACUGCCAACUGAUACUGAAGAUAGUAAUGGCAGCAAGGGGAUUGAUUUCGUCACCCCACCUGGUUCCUCAAGGUAUCUCUUGGGCAACUCUGGUUUUCUCGAUGAGAUAUCAGAUUAUGAUCCAGCUUGGGUAUUGGUUCCCUUCCAAGAAAAUCAGAUUAAAGUUGUAAAACGAGAUCAAUCCGUUGUUUCGAAACCCUCUUUCUCAGACAAACCUUCUAAAGACCAGGUUGUGGUUUUAAGGGUAUCAUUACAUUGCAAAGGCUGUGAAGGAAAAGUGAGGAAACAUAUAUCAAGAAUGGAAGGUGUGAGAUCCUACAGCAUCGACUUUGCGGCGAAGAAGGUGACAAUUGUUGGAAAUGUAACACCAUUAGGCGUCCUUGCUAGUGUGUCAAAGGUGAAGAGUGCACAAUUUUGGACACCUGCAACACCUGCUCUUGCCUCUACCAGUUUAUCAGCGAACAAAUGAACAUAUAAUUAUCAAUCUUUCAGGAAUUUCAACGAAGAAAUAUAGUGAAAUUAGACUACUUUCGGGCGUUAAAGUUUGACUUCAGUGUUUUAUGUAACUUGCUACUUUGAACAAAGUAAAAAGGAAGUACCGGUGGAAUCAUUUGCUUCUCUUUUUGACAACUAUCUUCUAAGUAACUCUUUGUUUUUAAUUUUUGCAAAUAAAUAUGUUGAAUUAUAGUGUA